UUAAGUUUCUUUUCCAAAAAAGUUGCUAAAAUCAGUGCUGUAUAAGGUCAAAAUACUCUCGGAUUUACUGGAAACAAUUCUCAGCAUUACAGUAUACAGUAAACCAUUUAUAGAAGUUUGUAUUGAAUGGCUUAAGUGUAAAUUUAGAUGUUUUUCAUUAGAAAAAAGUAAAAAAGUCCGCAAAAAUUACCCUGGACUUUACUGUAAGGGCGAUGGAGCUGGAAUGAAUCUAAAAAGAAUCUUCGACCCGCCAACAGACGCUGAGGUCGACCAAACCAAGUUCGAUUUGCCAAAGGUCGACCAAGAUUUCAGACGAAUGACCUUAGAACUCUGUGACCUCGGUCGACCCAAAUGACCUUUCUAAGAAAACCAAGAUGGCGGCCAUAGGAAAUGUAAACAACCAAAUAGUUGGAAUUUAGCCUAAUGGGUUACUGGUAUAAAACAAUUAAAUAUACAAACUGACAUUAAAUGUUGAUGUUAAUCAAAAUAUGAAAAUGGUGGUGAUCAUCUGACAAAAAUCAAUAAUUCCUGGAUGAACUAUUACUACACUCAGAACAGGACUUCAGACCCUCCGAGCACUUCAGGCCAGAGCAGUAUGCUUGUCUCUGGAAACCAAUCUAUGACCGAAGCUGAAGUCCAAUCACUGUUUUUGUGCAAGGAGGAGGUUAUUCUACAAAUCGACCCUUUCGUUGUGUCUGCAACACUUCGUAGAAAAUACCCUCGACGAUUUGAAUCUGUUCACAAGAAAAUCAACACAUUAACACUAACAACUGACAGAAGAUACGUCUCCGAAGUUUUGAUCAGCCACCUGCCACAAAACAUUUUCUUACAGGACUUAGAACUUGUUCUUGAAGAAUGUGGUUAUAAAAGAUUCGCAGUAAAAUUGUACCUUUCCCUUUUCAAAUUGGACGCCGCUACAAGUGUAAAUCAUGUUCACAAAUCGACAUCAGGUCAAAGGCCAUUCUUAAGCAAAAUGGUGGUUAAUUUGAAAAAGAUGGUGGAUAAUGCACGGUUCACUGAUCCUCGGCUUGCAUUAAGCCAAUCAAGUGAUAGAUGUUUCCUAAAAAUGCAAAACGAAAGUAAUGAUUAUCGGAGACAAAAUCUUGCUGACAAAUGUGUAGCAGUUAUUGGUGCAGAAAUCGAUGCGAUAGCAAUCACAUUUGACAAAGGACUACGCGAAAGAGAUGUCUUCACCAAAAUGAAAAGUCUCACAAGCGAAACAAGUAAUACACUACUUACAGAUGGAGUGUAUUUUGGCCGUUUAGCAAAUGCAAAUGCUAUUGCAGGGCGUUUUGAAGAAAAUUAAGAUAUGCUC
Molecule: messenger RNA, 1315 nt
Organism: Mya arenaria
Lineage: Eukaryota; Metazoa; Mollusca; Bivalvia; Myida; Myidae
Exons: 2
Coding region: 533-1306 (257 amino acids)
Source: RefSeq, a predicted model, not a curated record